This is a messenger RNA of Xiphophorus couchianus (Monterrey platyfish), 2131 nucleotides long. RefSeq names its product NADPH dependent diflavin oxidoreductase 1 (gene ndor1). The coding region runs from base 191 to 2062 and encodes 623 amino acids. Gene Ontology annotation, molecular function: NADPH-hemoprotein reductase activity; FMN binding; flavin adenine dinucleotide binding. The record is from RefSeq and is a predicted model, not a curated record. Lineage: Eukaryota; Metazoa; Chordata; Actinopteri; Cyprinodontiformes; Poeciliidae. The transcript is spliced from 14 exons. Gene Ontology annotation, cellular component: cytosol.
UUUUUGAAUGCAGCGCGCCACCGGCUUGCCGUAAAGUGUUUCGUUUUUUCUGCUUUCUGGUUAGCUUCAACUAACUUUAAGGUCGUUUAAAGUUGUUCCCGAGAAAGACAGCACAGUGGUUCCUGUUUCCGGGCAGAUCAGGAGCAUCGUUUCCAUCGGCUCACUUUCACCGGGUUUUGGGUCAGACAUCAUGGCGGCUCCCGCUCUGCUGGUUCUGUUCGGGAGUCAGACCGGAACCGCCCAGGACACGGCCCAGCGGGUCGGCCGGCAGGCCCAGAGGAGGCGGCUGAAGGUCCGAGUUCUGCCUCUGGACGGAUACAACGUGGCCGACCUGAUCUCAGAGUCUCUGGUUGUCUUCGUUUGCUCCACCACCGGUCAGGGAGACGCUCCAGACAACAUGAAGAACUUCUGGAGGUUCUUGUUCAGGAAGUCUCUGCCGGCCGGGUCGCUGAGCUGCCUGGACUGUGCGGUUCUGGGAUUGGGAGACUCAUCGUAUCCAAAGUUUAAUUUCGUGGCUAAGAAGCUCCAGAAGCGUCUGGUCCAGCUCGGGGCGGCCAUGUUGGUUCCGGUGGGUCUGGCGGACGACCAGCACGACCUGGGGCCGGACGCCGUGAUCGACCCGUGGCUCCAGUCGUUCUGGGAGAAGGUUCUGGUUCUGUACCCGGUUCUGUCCGAAGUGGAGCCGCUGAGGGACGAUGAACCACUGCCGCCGUCGUACACGCUCCACUUCCUGGAUGAGAAGACGGACCAGAACCCGGAGCGGACUGAGACCGUCCCGGAGCGGAACUGGACCGACCCAGACCGGCCCGUCCCCUCAGAAUCCAGUCCGUACCCGGCCCGGAUGCUGUCCAACCGCCGGGUCACCGACCCGACCCACUUCCAGGACGUUCGGCUGCUCGACUUCGACAUCAGCGGAUCCAACAUCCAGUUUUCAGCCGGAGACGUGGUUCUGAUCCGUCCCCAGAACUCAGAGGACGACGUCCAGCGGUUCUGCCAGCUGCUCCGGUUGGACCCGGACUCCAGAUUCACGCUGACGCCAAACGGCGACGCUCCAGGUAGAUCCGCUCCACAUAGAUCCGCUGCUGCAGGUUCUGGUGCUGAUCUGUGCGAUUCUGACCCAGUUCCGGCCCGGCUGCCUCGGCCCUGCUCGGUGCGCCGCCUGGUGGAGCGUUACCUGGACGUGGCGGCCGUUCCGCGCCGCUCCUUCUUCGAGCUGCUGGCUGCCGUGGCGACCUCUGACCUGGAGCGGGACAAGCUGCUGGAGUUCUGCUCGCCGGCGGGUCAGGACCAGCUGCAGGCGUACUGCAGCCGGCCGCGCCGCACCGCGCUGGAGGUUCUGGCAGACUUUCCUCUCACCACAGCAGAACUGGAACCGGACCGGCUGCUGGACCUGAUCCCAGAGAUCCAGCCGCGCUCCUUCUCCAUCGCCUCGUCUCUGAAGGUUCUGCCUGGCCGGCUGCAGGUUCUGCUGGCCGUGGUCCACUACAGAACCAAGCUGCACCGACCCAGAAUAGGGCUCUGCUCCAACUGGCUGGCCUCUCUGGACCCGGAACAAGGCGAGGUUCUGGUUCCGCUGUGGGUGAAGCGGGGCGGCCUGCGGUUCCCUCCGGACCGGGACACGCCCGUGGUUCUGGUGGGACCCGGAACCGGAGUGGCUCCCUUCAGAGCGGCGCUGCAGGAGAGGCUGUCUGAGGGAAAAACAGCCAGCGUUCUGUUCUUCGGCUGUCGCUCGGAGACCAAGGACUUCUACUUCCGCUCUGAGUGGGCGGCCAUGACGGCGGCCGGGAAGCUGCAGCUCUUCACCGCUUUCUCCAGGGACCAGGAGGAGAAGGUGUACGUUCAGCACCGUGUGAGGGAGAGGGCAGCGCUGCUCUGGGACCUGAUGAGCAACAAACAUGGCUGCUUCUACAUCGCCGGGAACGCCAAGCAGAUGCCGGCCGCCGUGCGCGACGCGCUGCAGUUCGCCUUCCAGCAGGAAGGGGGCGUGUCCGCCCAGGAGGCGGAGCAGAUGCUGGUCGCCAUGGAGAAGACGGGCCGCCUGCAGAACGAGACCUGGUCCUGACCCGAGCCCUGGUUCUGACCCGGAGCCUGUGGUUCCGGUUUGAGCAUCAAUAAAUCUGUUUGUCUCGUA